Messenger RNA from Ustilaginoidea virens, 1107 nucleotides. RefSeq lists its product as uncharacterized. Gene Ontology annotation, biological process: positive regulation of transcription by RNA polymerase II. NCBI's taxonomy places the organism in Eukaryota, Fungi, Ascomycota, Sordariomycetes, Hypocreales, Clavicipitaceae. The record is from RefSeq and is a predicted model, not a curated record. The coding region runs from base 1 to 1107 and encodes 368 amino acids. The transcript has 3 exons. Gene Ontology annotation, molecular function: DNA-binding transcription factor activity, RNA polymerase II-specific.
AUGGAGUUACAGCAAGCGAGCCCGUUGAUCAAGCUUGAGCCUUCACCGGCCGAGUCUUUCCUCUCUCUCCCCAACGAACACUACACGUCGCUCUUCGCCCCGAGCACACCCUCCUCAACCACCAUCAACCCUCUGGAUGUCAUGACCCCCCAGUCACUCUCGGAAGACAGCAAUACCUCUCAGCUGCUUCCUGUCUCGGAAGCCGCCGAGGGCAGGACACCCGUGCCGGAGGAACCUUGCUCGGAAAAGAAGCCCUCGAAAAAGAGAAAAUCCUGGGGCCAGGUCCUCCCCGAACCAAAGACGAAUCUACCUCCCAGAAAACGAGCCAAGACCGACGACGAGAAGGAGCAGCGCCGAGUAGAACGCGUCCUUCGCAAUCGCCGCGCAGCCCAGUCAUCAAGAGAGCGAAAGCGCCUCGAAGUGGAGGCGCUUGAGCACAGGAACAAGGAACUCGAGGUCAUGCUCGCCGACGCGCAGAAAACAAACAUGCUGUUGCUCGAGGAGCUGAACAAGUUUCGGCGUGACUCGGGUGUCGUCUCUCGGUCGUCAUCGCCUUUGAGUUCCCUACGCGACGCCCCCAUCACCUUGUCUCAGGAGCUUUUCAGCUCACAAGAUUGUCGCGGCGAAUCCAACGUGGCCACCAACCUGGUUGACCAAUUGAUCGAGUCGGCCAAUCCUACCGUCAACCCAGCCUCGCUAUCCCCGGAGCUGACGCCCGUCCCCGAUGAACCCCAACCUGGCUUCUCUGAGGUUGCGCUUACCGGCGAACAGAACCUUGCCGCUUGCUCCGACCUGACACAACAUCCUGCUGAGAUGUUCAUCGGCGAUUCUUUCGGCCUGUCAGCGGCCAUUGACACAGAUCGCUAUGUCCUCGAAAGCGGUCUUCUCGCUUCUCCCGACUCCUCCAUUGCUGGCGACGAUUAUAUGGUUGGUGACCCUGCCGCCAGCCUCGCAGGACAGUCGCACCUGGACCUCUUCAACAUCGACGACUUCCUCAACCACGAGGCAAACAACGUCGUCUCCGACAUUAUGGCAGCGAGCAACUAUGCCGACGCAGAACACGGCUUCGACCGCAAGGUCCACGACUCUGAGAUUCAAGUCUCUUAA